AUGAUACAGUGCUUAUUGGAUCCGGCAUUGGUGAUCGCAGACCUUGAUCAAAAGUUCCGAGAUAUUGUAUACCGGAUAACUCAUGUGGGUUUGCUUGCGCAGCAUCGUGCCGAUGACAAGCGGCAAAUAUGGGAAGAACUUAGCGUGAAUAUGGCUCAUCGAUUGAACAAUAUAUAUGGAUGGAGUAUUCCAGUGACAUUAACCCAGUUGUCCAUAGCAAUGCAAGAGACGGAAUGGGCGUUCUUGAAAGUUUCCGGGGACUACAAAGCAUUAACCUUCCAGGAAAGUGUGCCUUUCCGCACACAGGGACAUUCCGAGGUUUUGGAUACUUGGCAAGAGCUAUCCGACAAAAUGAGACCCUCAGCUGCAUCUGCUUCAGCUGGGCCGACGCUAAACGAUGCGUAUCACUCGGCACUUUCGAGAUUCUCUCUGUCACAUUUCCAACAUGGUCUUUCCAGUUCAUCGCCAUCUAAUGCAUUGCGUCAGCUGUUGUCUGAUGAAGCCUACUCGGCAUGGAAAAAUAAUAAGGAAUCGAGCAUCUUGUGUCUCUAUGGAACAAACGGCGUUGGGAAAACAACGAUUGCCCAGGGUAUAUCAAUGGCUCUUGCCAGUGCUGGGGAUACAGGCGUUGUAGUCUAUUUCUCUUUUGGGAACCUCGAUAUUCUACACAGAUCAACAGCGAGCUUAUUGAAAACGCUCAUAUUCAAAAUUCUAUCCACCAUUCCUGCCACGUGGAAUGCAAUUCAAGAUAUUUCAGUAUGGAUACAACAAUUCCACCACAUUACAAUCAACGAGCUUUGGAUACUUCUCCGACUGUUAUGUUCGUCUCGAUGGCUUUCGCGAGUAUUCUUUAUCAUUGAUGAUAUUGACAAAUGCACAGACGGGCUGGUGCCUCGUUUGGAGGCUCUUUUGAAGAUGGGAGACGCCUCAGAUGUACAAAUCAAGAUUCUCACCACUGGCCAAUCAGCCUUGGUUUCGAUGGACUCUUGGAGCGUAUCUACCAUCAAUUUGAGUUUACCGGCGUGGAAAGAGGGCGAUAUUGGUAGUGCAAUUACAAGUACGACGCAAGAGGUCAUCAGGCAGAAUCACGGGCUUGCUGAGCUCGAGCGAAAUAUCAUCGAUGGGUUAAAGCAUUGCAAUUCGCCAAUAGAAGUCAACAUCAGGUUGAAGGCACUUUGCCAAUGCGCAAGACCACUUACUUCUCUCUCUGCGCAGAGCAAUCUUUCUAUUCUAGAGAAGCCACUCCCGGAUCUGUACGCCCAACUUCUUGGUCCGCUAGAGAAACUAGAUCCUUGGGUACGGACAGCAUUGUCACUGAUGUCCCUUAGCUUCCGGCCAUUGAAACUACACGAUCUAGCCAUUGUUAUAAAUCUCGGCCUAGAAAUAAAAGACAGGGAGGAUGUUGUGCACUCUCUACCACUAGAUCUAGGGGGUGAUCUAACACGCGCUUUAGGUGUGUUGGUUGAUCUUCGUGACGAGACAGCAAAAUUCUCGCAUCAGUCUGUAACAACUUAUAUUCAAGACCAGAUGACUAUGCAGAUAAACCAAGGGACGAUCUCUCCGGCUGAUGGAAUUCUCACCCAUGGGGAUUUGGCUCGUCGCUGUCUCACAUACCUGAGGCUAUUCGAUUUAGACAGUGGCCCUCCAGCAACAGGCUACAAAACCUUUUUGCGUUCAAACGACCUAGAUUUCACAAGCUAUGCGGUGAUGCACUGGCCCUCUCACUAUACUGCACACCAAGACCGCAAGUCUCUUGUUCAAGAUAUACUGGACUUUUUUGCUUUGGAGAAACCUCGAACACAGUGGGCGCAAUGGCGGCGUGCGGGGCAAUCAACGCCUGAGAUAAAUGACUUACCGAUGACACCGAUCGCUCUUUCUGCGCAACAUGGACUACUAGAGGUUGUUCAACAACUCUUGCUACAGAGUGGGGACAAGUCUAUUUCCUCUGAAGAGCGGACCGAGGCUCUGGAGAUGGCGUUGCAUUUUGGCCAUCUUGAUGUUGCUCGCGAGUUACUGCAUUCUCUGAGUCCAUCAAAAAGGGCGAUUUCUCUUGCAGCUCGGAUGGGCGAUUUGCCAUUGCUCAAAGAGCUGAUAGAGAAGACCGAAGACCCUCAUUCAUAUGCUUUGAACUGCCUUGAGACGGCAGCAUUUUGCGGGCACCUAGGAGUUAUCAAUACCUUUCUAGAACUCUUACCGGAUGCACGAACAUUUCUCAACUAUAAUGCAUCAGUGUAUCGACAGUCAGUAAGGGGGGGUCAACUGCACAUUCUAAAACGCUUGUUGGAGGUUGGCACUCCUCCGCUACCUGCGGAGACUGGGACGACAUUGCUUCACCUGUCAGCCGAGGCAGGUGACCUCCAGAUGAUUGGCCUACUACAGACCUAUGAUGUCGAAAUUAAUUGUAUCAAUGAAGAUGGUCAAACGCUGCUGUAUCACGCCGUUGCUGCAGGACAUGCACGGGUGGUCGCUGAACUCGCACCAAAAAUCACACCGUGGGGUGUGGAUCACGAUGGACUCUCGCCCCUGCACAUUGCAGCGAUACAGGGUAACAUGGCUGUUUUCAUGGAACUUAUUAAGUGUAAACCCGAUGUGACAGCGACAAAUAAUCAAGGAGACCAGCCGAUUCAUCUCGCCGCGGAAAGAGGCCAUUUUGACAUUGUGGUGCAACUUCUGAACAUGGGACUGGACCCAAAAGCUGCCAAUCACGAUGGAUUUAAUUUGCUACAUUUGGCCGCUCGGGGGGGUCAUUUGGCCAUGGUGAAAGAUCUUCUCCGUCGAACGAAAAAUAGCUUCAGCACAAAUACAGGAUCCAACCAGAAGUGGGGUGACCAAUGUGCGGAAAACCCCCGUGUUGAUCCUAGAUCUAAUUCAGACAAGGGAAUCUAUGACGCAUCUAAGGAGAGCUCAGAUCGAAAAAACGAUACGGAAUCUAAAGUGAAUGAGGACACCGAAGAAUGCGAGGAAGAGGAAGGUGAAGGAGAAGACGGAGACGGGGGACAAACUGAAGAGGAAGAAGAGGAAGCCGUUGGCGAGGAAGAUGAAGACAUUACUUACGAGCCAACGCCUCUGCAUUCUGCGGCCUUGAAAGGGUAUGUUGAAGUAAUAGAAGUGCUUCUUCCACACGCCGACGAUACAUUAGGAAACAGCUAUGGGAGCACGCCUCUUCAUCUAGCCGUCCGGGGCGGUCAUACGGCAGCAGUCAAGUACUUAUUGAGCCAAGGUAGUUCUCUUGGAGUCUGUGACACACACGGCCGCCAGCCUAUCCAUCUCGCUUGUGACACAGGCAAUCUAUUCAUCCUUCAAAUGCUUCUAAAAAACGGAUCGAGUUUCGAGGCUACCGACGAUCAGGGCAACACACCGCUCCAUAUUAGCACGGAAAGCGGACACGAGCAAUUGGUUCAAGCACUUCUAGAUAUUGGAGCGGACGUAAACCACAAACAGAGGGGUUCUGGCGGUUCAUGUCUACACAUAGCAGCGAAAAUUGGCCAUGAGGGAAUUGUGAAACUUCUGAUUGGAGCGGGAGUCAGUUUGGAUGAACAGGACGGGAAAGGUCGGACAGCUCUCCAUGUAUCUCUAACUCACUUCCGAGAAGAGGUUGCUACCUGUCUACUUGACAGGGGUGCAGAUCACAACACGCGGGAUAUCGAGGGCCAAACACCACUCUACAGUGCUAUCAUCAACGGCAUCGAUUUUCGAACGAUCGAAAAGCUACAACCUUCUCAUGAUCAAGUCAGAAAGAUGAUUGAAAGCGACCCUAUGCUCAUUCACACAGCUUUACGUGCAAAGCAAGGUCAAAGGGUGAUCGCAUUACUUAUGCAUUCUGGGUGGAACCCAUUGGUUAAAGAUGAAAAUGGUGAAACUCCGCUACAAUUGGCAUUGAAAUUAGGCCUCCCCAUCGAAGCGGAACAGCUUCUAGAGCGAAUGAAUCCAGAUAUUCCAUCAAUUAAGGAAUACUCAGAAUCUCUUAUUGAUAUGUCAAUCCAGGGGUUCACUGCUGGGGUCCGAAAAGUCCUGGCCUAUGCAGAGGUGGAUCUGGAGGUCAAAGGCGGGACCUAUCAUCAGACUCCUUUGGCUUUCGCCGCAGAGAAUGGGAAGAACGACGUUGUGAGAUUACUGCUAGAAAAAGGUGCCGAUCCUAAUGCGAAGGACGAUGACGAUGUAACGCCUAUUCUAGUAGCAGUGUGGGAUCACCAUAAGGAGAUAGUCACCCAGCUCAUUGACGCAGAGGCGGACAUUGAUGCAAGGAACAUACUUGGGUAUACAUCUCUAGAUUUAGCGGUCUUGGUGAGGGACGCGGAACUUGUGAACCUUCUUUUAGAGCGCGGUGCUUCUAUACCCAACUCCGAGGGCCGGGAAGUCACAAACAUUCUCCGGCAGAGUAUUCAAGAGGACCACUUGCAAAUCACAGAGAUCCUCCUACGUAAUGGUGCCAAUCCUUUCGAGGUCGAUUCAAAAGGGAAAACAGCAAUUCAUGAAGCUGCCGAAGCAGCUAAUCCGGCUUUCCUAGAGGCUCUGCUCCGGAAUGGGACGAAAUCACUCCCUGAAGGAUUCGAAUGGACGCCGUUGCACCUCGCUGCAAUGGUAGGAGAUACGGAGCUUAUACGUUCUCACGAGACUCAUGCUCAUGCCAAAGACACCAAAGGGCGGACUGCGUUGCAUUGGGCUACCCUUCGAGGCCAUUUAGAAGCUGUGAAGAUUCUCUUUGACAUGCAAACAGACCUCAAAGCUCAGGAUGAAGACGGGAUGACAGCCCUGCAUCUUUCAGCAACUCAAGGGAAUAUCGAUAUAGUCAGAUUCCUAGCUGACAAAGGCGACCAAUGCAGUGUAUGGAAUGUGGAUGGAUGGAGUCCAAUCCAUCUUGCGCGAUCCUGUGGUUAUGAAGAUACCGUCUCCUUCCUUUCGGAUAUUGUUUCGUUGGCGGAUGCAGCGCUCGCUGGCUUUUCACCCGAGUGGGUUAGCGUAGGGAAUACGACCGGGAUUCUAGUAAAGGAUGACGGUCGACAGGUAAUUAUAGAAAAUGUAACAGGCGAUGAUCUUGAGGAAAGAUGUCAGGUGCGCACGAAACACCCAAUGCCAGUAAUUAACCCUGUGUAUUACUAUGAAAUAGCAAUUAUCCGGUUGUCUCCAGGAAGGAUAAUGGGUCUUGGGUUCUGUGAAAAGGAUUCUAGUCUCAGAGGCAUGCCAGGGUGGAGGGAAAAGACCUGGGGUUAUCAUGCUGAUGAUGGAGGUCUGUUUUCAGAGUAUACUACUGCUACGCCCUUUGGGCCUCAGUAUUAUGUAGGUGAUGUUGUUGGAUGCGGUGUCGAUUUUAUCGCCCGAUCCGCAUUUUUCACCCAUAAUGGCAACUUUAUUAGAAAAUUUAAAUUUGACUGCAAG
Messenger RNA from Talaromyces rugulosus, 5376 nucleotides. RefSeq lists its product as uncharacterized. The record is from RefSeq and is a predicted model, not a curated record. The transcript has 7 exons. The annotation marks the transcript as partial. Lineage: Eukaryota; Fungi; Ascomycota; Eurotiomycetes; Eurotiales; Trichocomaceae. Gene Ontology annotation, molecular function: protein binding.